AUGGAGUCCUUAUCUCCCCCGCCGCAUCCUCUUCUAUCACGUUCACCAUCCCCAAUUCCUCCCACGCACACAGACACCCCCAAGGACUUUGUCACGAAAGUCUUAUCUCCACGAGUUGCUGUCGUUUCGUCUCCGGAUGCCGACGAAGUCUGUAGAGCGAAUAAUUUUCCAACAUUUCUGGAUAUGAUUCGGCCCUUUGGAGAAUUGAUAUCUGGCAAGGUUACCGCUCGUGAUUCUCAAGGAUUACCGAAUCCAAUCGAGCGUUUUACUGUACGAUUUGCGGAUUUGGCAUACUUGGAGCAGCCUGAUGUUACUCUUGCCUCAAGAUUACUCGAGGAAAGAGCCAAAGCAUUUCGUGGUAAUCUAAGUUCACAACCAGUAUAUCCAAAUAUAAGAUCGAAAGCGGAUAUUCAAAGUGACUAUCUCGACUCGAAAUUAGACGAUAUAACUCCAUGGUAUGCUGAGUAUCGAAAACUAUUCUUUCAAUUAACCGGAGUCAGUGAGCACGAAACAUUCGAUCACCCUGUGGCUUGCAUCAUCGCGAUUAGCUCAUCGAAUCCAGAUCCAAUCGCAACCUUAAGCGAAAUUUAUAAUAGUAUGACAUCCGCCCCAAUAUUCGGCGAGAGUUACCUUGACCCAGACAUCUUGAAGUAUUAUGUCUUAUUGCAUGAUGAACAUAGAGUCGGUUUAGAACACUCAGAAGCCGUCUUUAAGAAAUUAAAACAGACGUUUGGACUGCAUUGUCACCUAUUGAAAUUAAAUUCGCUUCCGCCCCCAUCGCCAAUCGAUCUAAUGGAUUCUACAAACACGCCCUCUCACACACCUGCUUAUCUGCGUAUUCCAGACGUAUGGUCACCGAUCAUAAGUGAAAUCGGCACCAUUAUGUCUAUAUUACAAUCCUCCACAUCAACGCCUUCGUCACCCUUUGAAGAACGACCAUCUGCAAGUUCUCCGACCCUUCAAACCUUUGGUCUACCGCUUUCUCCCACAUCCACAUUAAAUUCGCCAUCUAGCGAAGAGUUUUUUGGAAAAGAGAAAGAAUCAGGUGUCGAUUCACAGAGUUGGCUGGGCUUGGGAAUGAUUGGAAGCUUACCCCCGUCUAAUGUGCAAUAUGGAUUAUGUCUCAGUGAAGACGACUUUGCUGGAAUUAAGACGUUUGUUCGUGAAUUGGUUGCGCAAAGCAUUGUUCCAUAUAUGGAGAGAAGUAUUCAAAGAUGGAAUGAGCAGGUUGCUUCCUCCCGUCGUGGAUUUACCGGUCGUCUAUUUACAGUAGGUCGACGCUACUUUGGCGGUGGAACAAAAGCCGCGAGCCAAGUACAGCAAACAACACAAGCUGCGCAUCGUGCAAAUAAUAUAUAUCCACAUACUUCACCUGAAGCACAAAUGAGAAAGUUGGCUGAUUAUGCCUUUAUGCUUCGUGACUACCAAUUCGCGCGUUCGGUGUAUGACUCUGUAAAACGUGAUUUUUCAGCCGACAAAGCUUGGAAAUAUUACGCUGGAGCUCAAGAAAUGAUUGGUUUAUGUUUAUUAAUUGCACCGUCGUACGCAGACUCAAAGAUAGACAUUGAUCAUUACUUUGAGCAAGCAGUUAAUGCUUUCAGUAAUCGAGCGAAAGCUUCCUUUUGGGCUACAAAGACAACAAUUCUUUAUUACGAAAUGUUAAAACAUAGGAACAUGUAUAAAAAUGCUCCACCUGCAUUAAUAAGAAUGGCCGGUGAUGACUCCGACCUAAGAAGUGCUUUAUUCUUGGAACAAGCUGCGCAUUCAUUCCUGCGAUGUAGCAGACCAAGGGUCAGAAAUUUCGCUUUUCAUAUGAUAAUGGCUGGACAUCGAUAUGGGAAAUGCAGUCAGCGCGAACAUGCAUGCAGAUGCUACUUGGCAGCAUCUAAUGUUUUCGAAGGUCAUUCGUGGUCGUUAGUAGAAGAUCACAUAAAUUUUGCUCUCGGACGUCAAUUUUACCACUUGCGCGAUCUUGACAAUGCUUUGAAAUUCUUCUUGAAAUUGUUGAGGGAAAGUCGCCAGCCACCAUCACAACAACAGGCUUAUCUAAGAGAAUUCCUAAUUGUAUAUAAAGUAUACGAGAAUAAAAUAGACAAGGAUUCUGUAAUUGGUAUACAGGAACUACCAGUUCCUAAAAUUGAUGAUAAUUCUGUUAGAGUUGUGCUCUCCAAUUCACAGUCAAGCGAAUUUGAUGAGACAUGGGAGAUGAUGGAACAAGAAUUUAUAGAGGAAGGAUUCAAAGGACUUGAUUCCCACGGUAGGCCUAGGGUACGACCAAAACUGUCAAGUAAGGAUAUGUGUCGGACGCUGUGUGCUGUCGGAGAAACGUUUUUUGUACAUCUUACCUUAUACAAUCCAAUGCAAAUACCAAUUACUGUCAAUGAUUUGGUCCUUGAAUGCGAGUAUACUGCUAAUUCGGAAUCCGUUGCAAGCGACAAGUCAGAUAAUAAUAUAUUUCAAUACGACCUGUCCGAAGAUGUGAAUAUAAACUACGUAAAACUGGAUGCAUUCGAUCUUGAAAAACUUUCAGAAGUCGCGUUGGGGGGUUUGGAAAGAAAAACUGUCUCUUUGCGAGUGUUUCCUAAGAAAGAAGGACGGCUGAAACUUCUAGGACUUCGGUAUGCGCUACAGUCGAUUGUCUAUUCUUAUAAAAAAUUCUCUAAGCAUGGGAAACGCCUGAACGACACUAAGGAGCAAAGAAUGAAUGUAGUUUAUGCUCCAGACAGUUCCCUCGAACUUACUGUCACUGCUCCUAUGCCGCUACUUGAGGUAGCUUUCCGUUCGUUUCCCGACAUGUUGCUUUCUGGAGAAGUGACUAGACUAGUGUUGGACAUAAGUAAUAAAGGUCAAACCGGAUUGACCGAUUUGAGGGUUAAACUGAGUCAUCCAAGUUUUAUUUGUAUUGGAGAUACUAGGAUGUUAGAUCGAAGUGUUUAUAGUGAUGAUCCUACGGAAUUUUCUGAAACUCAAUUAAGAUCAGAGAGCUUUGCUAUCAGUAAUACUUUAUCGAAUAGUAGUAUAAUGGAUGUGCCACUCCCUCAUGAUGAAACCACAAAGUCCGCUCUUCUUGCUCCCGGAAAGGCAACUUCGAUUCCAAUAUGGAUUAGGGGAGAUAAAAUUGGGAAACACACCCUCAGAUUUUUGUUUACUUAUGAAUCAGAGGAUAAGAACGCAGCUAUGAGAUAUCGAAGCUUGCGAUUUGUUACAUCUGCUCAAGUUUUGCAAUCUCUAAAGAUAAGUGCAUUUACUAGGCAAAGUACGAAGUAUUUAAAUGAGUACAUCUUAGGCAUCGAGACCGAGAAUCUGCAAACAACGGCAGAUUUUCAAUUGAUACAAUUGACAUCCACAAGUCCGUCAUGGGUUAUAUCACCUGUGACUCAAGCUUUAGACAAUUCGACAGCUCUCAUAGCACCCCGACAGACUACUUUUACAUAUUAUCGACUGAGAAAAGUUACUACUGUUGCUCCGUCUGACGGCAAGACACCAGAACUGUAUACAUCAAGUGCAUUCAAGAGAUUGAUCAUGGGAGGAGAGAACGAACACAUAGAUGAACCUUCGCCGGUUGAACUGCUGGUUACUAACAUACCUUUUUCCGACCGCAUAAUACCAAGCUCAUCUAAACCGCUCGAAAGUUUUUCUAUAAACUCUAGAAUUCAAUGGAAAACGAACACACUGCAGAAUCAAUUCCCAACAAUACCGCAAAAGCAACAUUCUCAAAUAUUUACUCUAUAUACUACUGAUGAUGUUGAUAUUGCAUUGUAUUGGAACAUGCUUAAUCUGCCAAGAAAGGGCCAUCAUUAUAUCAUUGGAAUCAACCUCGGCGUACAACAAAAUCCGGUUGAAGGAAAAGAUAUUCUAAUUGCACCGAGCAGGGCUCUUUACGAACAAACGGUGAAAGAGAGGACAGCCUUGAUUAAUGGUCUGUUGAAGAACAAACAUUUUAAGGACGAGAAUCCCUUGAAGUUAACGGUUACAUGUAAUGAUGUGUAUGAACAUGAGUUUUCGGAUAUUGGCAAUACACCUCAUAAGUCAUAUAUGACAGUAUUCCAAUGGACAGGUGCAACAAUUAGAUAUGGUUCGCUUGCUCCUGAUGAAGAACACACAAUCACUGCCAUGGCCUGUUUUACUCAACCAGGCGUAUAUGAUCUAAACAGAUGGCGAUUGACAGUAAACACAGAUGACGAUUCCCAUACACCAAGUGAUUUUCAACACAAAGAAGGAUUCAUCCAAAUGCCAAGCGCUCCACACUUGGUUACGAUAGUGAAUAAGGAAAAAUGA
Molecule: messenger RNA, 4278 nt
Organism: Paraglomus brasilianum
Lineage: Eukaryota; Fungi; Glomeromycota; Glomeromycetes; Paraglomerales; Paraglomeraceae
Source: the annotation of a GenBank genome assembly